UUGUUAUAAAUGCGUAUUUAAACUAAAUCACAAAAAACAAUAAGAAUGUUUUUAAUUUGUUGCGUAAAUUGAAACAAGACACGUUGGCCGGGACGCAAUAUUAAUAGCUGUUCAAGUGUUUUGUGACAAUAAAAUGCCUUUUGUUAACAUUAAAAAGCAAUACAUAGCAUUAGGGAUGUUGUUUUUCGUCGUACUAUUUUUCUUCAACAAUAAACCAGCACUUCAAUGUCAGUUGUCUACUGAAGUUGCCACAUACCUUCCAACAAUAUAUGGCAUUACACCGACGUAUGCAAGGCUGGCCCAAAAAGCUGAUCUCACUAGGCUAUCACAAACUUUGAUGCUUGUGAAGAAUUUCCAUUGGAUUGUUAUUGAGGAUUCAACAACAAAAACAAAAUUAGUUGAAAAUCUUCUUAAAGAGUCCACACUGAAAUAUACACAUCUUAAUGUGAAAACGAAAACUUCUGAACACUCCUCAGCUAGCGGAGUUGAACAGCGAAAUUUGGCGCUUGAUUGGCUUAGAGGCCAUUUAAAAAAAUCUGAAGACACGAAAGGUGUCGUUUACUUCAUGGACGAUGAUAACACAUAUUCCUUAAGAGUCUUUGAAGAGAUGAGAAAAAUCGACAAAGUAGGCGUGUGGCCAGUUGGCAUAGUGGGAGGUAUGAGGGUCGAGAUGCCUGUAGUCAAGGAUGGGAAGGUGAUCAAAUUCAAUGCCGUUUGGAAGCCUUUUCGACCAUUCCCAAUUGACAUGGCCGGUUUCGCCAUCAACGCCACAUUGUUUUUGGAGCAGCCGAAAGCGAUGUUUUCUAGAAAAGUGCAGUCUGGAUUUCAGGAAAGCGAGAUUCUCAAAUACUUCGCAGCAACGAAGGACGAUCUAGAGCCGCUCGCCGAGAACUGCACAAAGGUCUUUGUAUGGCACACGCGUACACAGAAACCGUCCAUUACCAAUCCAAAGAAUUUGAAACAUACACCCAUGCCCGACCACCACAUCGAAGUAUGAAUUCACAUUGGUUGGUUUGUUUGGUCUUCAUAAUAAUGGGCAACAUUGCUCAGAAUCUGUAGGGUAUCUGACCCUAUUCUAUGUUCGUGUAACCAACACGCUUCCCAAAAUAUUUGGGAAAGCAUCGAAUAUGGUAUACACAUAAUGAGUAUAUUAUUAUUCAAGUGGUGGCAAUACCAAUGUACCAUAAUUCAAAUAGAUAAGUAGACGUGACAAGUCACAUAAUAAAUUGAAAAGCAAUAUAUAUCCCAAGUUUUUCACAGCAUAUAGCCAUCCACAGUAUUCCUACAGUUACGAGUAAACUAACGACACCCUAAUUAUUAAAAUAUAAGUAACCGUUUAAGUUAUAAGUUGCGCCGAAAUGAAGUACUUCCGAAAAAUAUUUACCUUCUGUUUAUACAGUUGAGUGAUUAGUGAAAUCCAUAUUUAAGAAAAAAUGUAUUAAUGCGACUUAAAUUGUAAUAUAAUAAUAUUUAAUUUUAAGGAACAACCCAAUGAUCAAAGUAUUUAGUAAAUGUGAGUUUGGGGAAUAAAUCUUUAUACUAAUUAGGUAGUAAGCAAAUAAAAAAUUGGUACAAUAUUGAAAGUCUCGUGAACUUGCUCAUAUAGUUUUAUCAUAACAUAGAGAUUACUUAGGAUCACAUAAUUAUUUGCAAUUUACAUGAUGUUAAA
This is a messenger RNA of Achroia grisella, 1669 nucleotides long. It is a transcript of the gene GlcAT-I, whose product is annotated as galactosylgalactosylxylosylprotein 3-beta-glucuronosyltransferase I. The record is from RefSeq and is a predicted model, not a curated record. Gene Ontology annotation, cellular component: Golgi membrane. Gene Ontology annotation, molecular function: galactosylgalactosylxylosylprotein 3-beta-glucuronosyltransferase activity. The transcript has 5 exons. Gene Ontology annotation, biological process: carbohydrate metabolic process; chondroitin sulfate proteoglycan biosynthetic process. NCBI's taxonomy places the organism in Eukaryota, Metazoa, Arthropoda, Insecta, Lepidoptera, Pyralidae. The coding region runs from base 134 to 997 and encodes 287 amino acids.